Messenger RNA from Ascoidea rubescens DSM 1968, 2022 nucleotides. RefSeq lists its product as uncharacterized. The coding region runs from base 1 to 2022 and encodes 673 amino acids. The record is from RefSeq and is a predicted model, not a curated record. Lineage: Eukaryota; Fungi; Ascomycota; Saccharomycetes; Ascoideales; Ascoideaceae. The transcript has a single exon.
AUGGAUAAGAAGAAAACCAUUAUUUACUUGAGAUUUCCCUUCAAAAGAGCCGAGUUUGUUGAUCCUCCAAUUUUGAUCAAAAACUGGUCUUCGGCAAAGCAGAGACAGUUGCUAGAUAUCUUGAACAGCCAAAUCAACGACAAUGCAAUUGGCAAUAGCUACAAUGAUAGCUUGGACAAUCUAAAUUGGAACAAUUUGGCCAAGUCGUUUGAUGUUCCCAUCAUUUUUCUUAAAAAAAUGGCUCUUUACUUGUACUCGAAUAAGUUGAACAAUUUGGAGAUCAAUUUAAAUAAUAUCAAUAACAUUAAUAUCAAUCAAGAUAGAGAUAGCAAUAGAGAUAGAGAGCUAAAUCAAGAAAAUAACUCUGGAAAUCAAUUCUCCAAUGAGAAGAUUUUCUUUAGUAACAACUUGGAUAAUUAUCAACAGAAUCUAUAUAAUAAUUAUAGAAAUAAUUAUAGAAAUAAUAAUUUUAGUAAUAAUUCUAAUAAUAAUUCUAAUAAUAAUCCUAGUAAUACUUAUAACAAUAAUGCUAAUUAUAACAAUAUCAAUUCCUAUAAUGUUAUUUCUAAUCUUGAAUUUGACAAAACAGUUAAAAAUAACAAUACCUAUACUAAUAAUGAUAUUUAUGAUAAUCAAACCGACAAUAACAAUAAUAACAAUAAUAACAGCAAUAACAAUAAUAACAGCAAUAAUAAUAAUAAUAAUAAUAAUAAUAAUAAUAAUAAUAAUAAUAAUAAUAAUAAUAAUAAUAAUAAUAAUAAUAAUCACAAUAAUAACCUAUUCAAAGUAGAAUCUGCAAAUCAAAAGAUAACAAACUCCUUCCAUUCAAAUCUCUUGAAUUUGAAUAGCCACCCUAUUCAGCAGUCAAAUGAUAUUCAAUAUCAGAAUAACAUUAUUCACAAUAACACUAUAUCUAAUGACAAUAUAAAUACAAAUAUAAACGUAAACAAUAAUAUAUACAACGAUACAAAUCAUUUUACUAAUAUAAAUAACACCCAUCCUUUAGAUUUUAAUAAACAAUUACUAUCAUCCUCUUUAUCCUCACCACUCUUAUCCUCCUCGUCUUUGUCCUCUUCAUUAAAUAUAAAUAAAAAUAAUAUCGCAAGCAAUAACAACCAAAAUAGCAAUAAAGCUUCUAACUAUAAUAAUCAAAAUAAAAAUAAUAAUCAUAAUAAUUACCAUAAGCAUCUAUAUUCUUCAAAAAUAAUGUCAACAAAACUACCAACUUUUGAUGAUGACGAUGAUGAUGACGAUGAUGAUGAUGAUGAUGAUGAUGACGAUGAUGAUGAUGACAACGGCAACAAUGACUCAGAUCGUGAUAUUGGUAAUAAUCAACUUGAACUUGAUAAUGAUAAUGAUGAUGAAAUUUAUACAAACCAUAAAGUCGAUAAUUUCCUGUAUGCUAACUACUUAAAUAAACUUCGAAAUUUUAGAAACUUCAAGAAAAACAAUUAUUUAAACAAUAGCUUAGUCCUUGAAAAAGAAAAUAAACAAGAUGAUAAUGACAACGACAACGACAAUGAUAACGAUAAUGAUGGGAUCUUAAAUAUAAAUAUAAGAAAAUACUCAGAUAAUGAAAAGACCAAAAUAUUAAAUCCAAAUAUUUUGCUAAAUUUCAAUUCAGAAAACAAUAAUAAAACCAAAAUAUUGAAACACAUUAGCAAAUCUGUAAACGACCAAAACUACAAUUUCAGUCACAACAACAGUUAUAACAAUUACAACUACAACAACAAUUUCAAAAACUUUAAAAAAUUGCACAACAACCCCAACCUCAACUACCAAAUCACCAAGAAAACCAACGACAUCGAUGCAAUCAACGAGUUAAUGAAAAACAACCAUUACAGCAGCACUGGAAACAACACCACAAGCAGCAAAUCCAACACGAAUACAAGCAACACAAACAACACGAACAACAACACCACGACAACGACAGCUUCCUCCAGCUCCUUUAGCGACUUGAGCUCCAUCAGUGUCACCAAAAGUGCUCUUGAAGAUGCUGCUUUGAGCAGCCAGUUCACAUAA